AGAAGUGUGUGUGUGUGUGUGUGUGUGCAUGUGUGCAUGCUUAUUUGCACGUGUUUAUCUAUGCCUGUUAAUAAGCUACUGAAUGUGUCUCUCUGUUUUGUGUGCAUGCAUGUUGCUUUUUUCUUCUUGUGUGUGUAUGUCUCCCUCUCUCUCUCUGUAAGUGUGUGUGUGUGUGUGUGACAAGAAGGCUGUUUCAACAUGGGAAGUGGGAAGGUUGUUGGAAUGUUGCCUGGGAACACCGGGGCUCUCUGCCUCCACGCUCCACACAGACGGGAGUUCUGCCCUCACAUGCAGUAGCCUACACACACACACAAACCAUCCCUUCAUCAGCCGCCACUUACUGAGAUAAACAGUAGACACUCCGCUGUGACAGGGGGAUGCCUCACUCUCUCCCCACACACCAGGUGUGACUGUGUCACAGCACAGCACAGCACAGCACAACACAACACAGCACAGCACAGCACAGCACAACACAACACAGCACAGCACAGCACAACACAACACAGCACAGCACAGCACAGCACAGCACAGCACAGCACAAUAGUUUAACACAGGAGAGACUCGACAAUGCACAGCGGCUCAGUGGAGUAGGAACUGCUGAGAGGGAAGACUCCAAACAGAAGAGAGAGGCGCAGCCCUGCGCGCUUUGGAUCGGGGAUCAGCUGGGGAAGAGAGGGAGAUAGAGAGAGAGAGAGAGAGAGAGAGAGAGAGGGAGGGAGGGAGGGAGGGAGUCACAGAGGGACGGACCCUUUUGCCCGGGGCAGCCGCGCGUGUGUGCGCGUGUGUGUGUGUGUGUGCGCGCUGCGAGGCAGCGGCGUGUGUGAGAACCACACAGUCUGAAUUGGCUUAAAGGAAGGCACUGCCUCAGCGGUUGCGAGAGAGCUAGGAGUGCAUGUGUGUGUGUGUGUGAGCGAGAGGGAAACAGAUACACACACAACCACUUUACAGAGGAAGGACAGAAGUGCAUGGAGGGAGAGAGAGAGAGAGAGGCAGCUCUGUCUCAACCAGGAGUAGUCCGGCAGCAACAACAACAACAACAACACCAACAACAACACCGCGCGGCGAGGUAAACUCACUCCCUUUACUCUGACAGCAGACUCACUCAACUGGGCUACUGUACAGCAUGGACUCGAAAGUAAAACUCUAAACUCUGUGUGUGUGUGUGUGUGUGUGUGUGUGUGUGUGUGUUUGUGUACGGUCAAGUGAGACUCAAUGCGCUCAACCGUUGCCUAGAUUACUCUAAGAUAAAAACUCCUGCCAGGUGACUUUGUUGAACGUGUUGAACCUGGUCAGUGUGUUUAGUGAUAAAACUUUUGGCAAAAAAAAACUGAGUCACCAGGAGGUUCAAAGGGGUCAGACCACCUCAGUGAGCCAGUGACUCUCCGUCGGGCUGUCAGGUAAAGAGGAAACUGGGCAGCAAGCUGGACAGCAGCACUACAAGAGCUGGGCGGCAUCACUGGACCCCUGAAAUGAGCAGACAGCUGUCCACCUGUGACGUGGAGGUCAGUCUGUCCAGGAAAACGUAGCCAAGGGUGUGUAAAAUAAAUAAGUAAAUAAAUAAUUUGUCACAGUUUGGAUAGCUGUGGCAUUCCACCAAGGAAGUGACAGGCAGGCAUAAAUCUCUGCCAGCUCGGAGUAUCGUCAGGCAGCACCGGCAGUGGCAUCUGACCGUACCUGGACUGGCACCUCUGUGUGUGUGUGUGUGUGUGUGUGUGUGAGGGUGGGGAACGAUGCGUCGCGACCGGCUCCUGGUGGCCUCCACGCUGGCCUUCUUCCUGGCGGUGGACAUCUACUUCGUGCUGCUGCCUCGGCUGAGAGAUCGGUACCUGCUGCCGGGGGACAGGUGCCCGUGCCGAGGCCGGGGUCGCGGUGCCAACGGCAGCGCCAGCGGCGACGCGGGUCACCGGCCGCCGUGGUCAGGCUACGGCGACGGAGUGGCGGGGGCCGAGGGGGCGGAGACGGGUGGCUCCAGGCUGGACAGGCUGUUUGCUCACCCGCUGUACAACAUGAAGCUGCCGGAGAUGAGCGACGCGGAGGUGCUGCUGCAGCACAGCGAGCUCAUGGAGUACUACAGGAGGAAGCUGGCCCGCUGGGAGAGGCAGCAGAGGCACUACAGUGACGCCGCCGCGGCCGCCAACCUGUCCCUGCCUCAGCAGCCGGCGACCUUUGACCCCGAGGCCAGCUGGCUGAAAUUCCACCUGGGGAUCAAUCGCUACGCGCUGUACACCCGAGACGACCCUGGGAUCGCUCGCCUGCUGCAGGACAUGCGCAGCAGCGUCAUCAUAAGCGCAGAUUAUACUCAGGAUGAGAAAGCACUGAAGGGGGUGUGUGACUGCUCUCAAGUGGUAAAACCCAGCGGACAUCACCUGAAGCUGGCUCUGAAGUUCAAGGAUUUUGGCAAAUCUAUGUUCAAACCCAUGAGGCAAGAGAGAAACGAGCAGACCCCUGAGGACGUCUUCUACUUUGUCGACUUCCAGAGACACAACGCAGAGAUCGCAGCCUUCCACCUGGACAGAGUGCUGGAUUUCCGAAGAGUGCCACCUGUGAUAGGGCGACUGGUUAAUGUCUCUGGGGAGAUUCUGCACGUCACUCGGAACGAGGAACUCAAGAGUGUGUUUUUCACCUCCCCAGCAAACAACACCUGCUUCUUCGCCAAAUGCCUGUACGUGUGCAAGACAGAGUACGCCGUGUGCGGUCACCCGGACCUUCUGGAAGGUUCCAUGUCGGCGUACCUGCCUGGGCUGAGCAUCGCACCCCGGAUCUCCAUCCCCAACCCCUGGAUCCGAUCCUACACCUUCACCGGGAAAGAAGAAUGGGAGGUUAAUCCUUUCUACUGUGACACAAUACGGAGGCUCUAUCCCUACAACUCUGGAAACAGGCUACUCAACAUCAUCGACAUGGCCAUAUUUGACUUUCUCACAGGGAACAUGGACCGCCAUCACUAUGAAAUCUUUACCAAAUUUGGUGAUGCUGGAUUUCUGCUUCACUUUGAUAAUGCUAGAGGGUUUGGCAGGCACUCCCAUGAUGAGCUGUCCAUCCUGGCUCCCCUGACUCAGUGUUGCACUAUCAAGCGUUCAACGCUGCUCCGCCUGCAUCUGCUGACCCGGCCAGACCUCCGCCUGAGCGAGGUGAUGCGCGAGUCCCUGGAUGGCGACCUGCUCCGGCCGGUUCUGACCGAGCCGCACCUGCUGGCGCUGGACCGGCGUCUGGAGAAGAUCCUGCGGGCCGUGCAGCGCUGCGUCCGCAAACUGGGCGAGCGGCAGGUCGUGGUGGCCGACUUCGUGGAGGUGCCAGAUGAUCCGGCGACGCGAUCGCCCCAACCUCCCCUGCCCCCAGAGCCCCGGAGCAGGUGACCGGUGGACAGACGAGGAGGCGCCGGACUGAGAGAUGGAGAAGAAAGAGAGAUGAAGACAAUGAAUAAUGAAUAAAAUGAGGAGAUGGAGCUGAGGGAGGCUCGAUGAAGUCGAAGAGUGGAGAUGGAGACAGAUGGAGUUGAAAUGAUCGAUGGAGUUGAGAGAGAGAGGAGUGUCAUGCUAACAAAGGCUGUGGCACUCUUCUCCUGCAGGUCAAAGGUCAAGGUUCAGUUCAGGUGGGGUGCUCUUCUCACUGGAACAGGUUCAGUCUGGAUUGGGUUUAUUUCAGUGAAGGUUCCUCUGGCCUGCCAUUGCCAGAGCAAGCAAUUAGCACCAGCGUAUUACCAGUGCAUACAAGUACUUAAUUCUCACAUACAGGUCAUUCUGAGUGCCAGUAUACAGCUCUCACCCUCAAAGCCAGCAGCAAUGGCUCUUCUUUGGAAUAGAGCAACGGACAUGCAUCUGUUGGGUGGGAAGAGAUGUUGGACAUGAUUGUGGAGAUGGAGCUACGUAGGGGACUGCUGGAGUUCAUAUGGGCAGAUGGAACUGCAAGCUGGUAGAAAGAAUCGCACUUACUCACUUAUUCACAUUGGCUGACGAUUUCAUCCAAAGGAACUUACGUCAAUACUUACAAGGGCCAGUUUCCCCAGAGCAACAGGGGAUGCCUUGCUGAAGGACACAACAAAGGCAACAGGGAAUUGAACCCUUUUCUGGCUACUGCCUGCUGGCCCAGGCCCUUAUAGACCCUUUCAACAAUAAAAACAAAAACAAUGCUUGAACAUUCUAUUUGGGCCCCAAUCUACUUCCUCUGCAUUAA
Molecule: messenger RNA, 4170 nt
Organism: Alosa sapidissima (American shad)
Lineage: Eukaryota; Metazoa; Chordata; Actinopteri; Clupeiformes; Clupeidae
Gene: fam20a
Product: FAM20A golgi associated secretory pathway pseudokinase
Exons: 11
Coding region: 1731-3353 (540 amino acids)
Cellular component (GO): Golgi apparatus
Molecular function (GO): protein serine/threonine kinase activator activity
Source: RefSeq, a predicted model, not a curated record